Molecule: messenger RNA, 2127 nt
Organism: Hirundo rustica (Barn swallow)
Lineage: Eukaryota; Metazoa; Chordata; Aves; Passeriformes; Hirundinidae
Gene: ASRGL1
Product: asparaginase and isoaspartyl peptidase 1
Exons: 8
Coding region: 330-1280 (316 amino acids)
Molecular function (GO): asparaginase activity
Source: RefSeq, a predicted model, not a curated record
AUGUUUGUUAAGGGCGGCUGCCGGCAGAGAGUCCCUGGGCCUGCGGCGCCCCGCACUGCCGCGGGCACACGCACGGGAGCACGCCCAGGGCGGCCGUGGGUCACAGCAAAGACGAGGCGAUCCAGGAGACUAUGAGCAGUUACAACAAGGUGUUGGCUGCCAGGUGUGAAUGAACACCUUGUUUUCCUGGUCGAAGUUCGACAUAUUGCAAGAGGUCAGAGGUCUGGGAUCCAGGUGGUUGAGCUAGAAAGAGGCACGUGCUGAAGGCUGCCCUUUCCAAUCGACUGAGCUGUGUGCACAGCUGAAAGCCUGGGGAGGAACUGGGCAGGAUGAAGCCUGUCAUCGUGGUGCAUGGCGGAGCUGGCCGAAUCUUCAAAGAACGAGAAGAGGGAUGUCGUGCUGGUGUUGUCAGAGCUGCGCUGAGAGGUUAUGGUGUCCUGAAGCGGGGAGGCAGUGCCGUAGAUGCAGUUGAGGAGGCAGUACGGUCAAUGGAAGAUGAUCCUCAUUUUAAUGCAGGUUGUGGAUCUGUUCUAAAUGAAAAAGGUGAAGUAGAAAUGGAUGCCAUUAUUAUGGAUGGAAAAAAUUUAGACUCUGGAGCAGUAUCUGCAGUUAAGUGCGUAGCAAACCCAAUAAAACUUGCUCGACUUGUUAUGGAAAAGACAAAGCACAUGCUGCUGACUGACCAUGGUGCACACCUGUUUGCUCAGGCCAUGGGUAUUCCUGAAAUUCCAGGGGAGAAACUUAUAACUGAGAGAUCCCGGGAGAGAUGGAGGAAGAACCUUGAGCCAGAUUCCAACCCUCAAGAGUUUCAGAAAGACCUUGGAACAGUCGGUGCUGUUGCUAUAGACAGUGAAGGCAAUGUAGCUUGUGCAACAUCCACAGGAGGACUCUCUAACAAACUGAUUGGCCGUGUUGGUGACACAGCAUGCAUAGGAAGUGGAGGUUAUGCUGACAAUCAUUCUGGUGCCACUUCAACCACAGGACAUGGGGAGAGCAUUAUGAAAGUGGUCUUAGCCCGACUGAUUCUCUAUCACAUGGAGCAAGGCAUGUCACCAGAGGUAGCAGCGGACACUGCAUUAGACUACAUGAAGACACGAGUUGGGGGUUUGGGGGGUGUCAUUGUUGUCAACAAGGCAGGAGAGUGGGCAGCAAGAUUCUCCACCAAGCAAAUGUCCUGGGCUACUGUAAAGGAUGACAACCUCCAUUAUGGCAUUUAUGCUGGGGAGAAGCAUGUAAAAUCUGUUGAUGAAGCACUUGAAUCUGAAAGGGAGGGAUUCUAAGAAUGAAGAAAGUUGACUGAGAGAAGAAUGAAGAUCUCCAGUUUUUGCUGGAGGACAAUGAGAGUUAAUUUUGUCUUUCUCAAAGAUCUUUUGGUUCACGGGCAUUACCGUAUUUACAGUCAAAAAAAAUUCUGGACAUAGUUCUUUAGUGGACAUAUAUAUAUGUUUAGUCUUUUGAUACCUUUGUGAAGUCAGAUCCUCCUUUUUUAGAUAAGAAAGAGAAUGGUCUGUAGGUUCCUUGGUUAGCUUGCCUUAAUCUUACAUUAAAUGGAGCCUGAGUUUCAGUAUUAGAGGAACUCCUUUCCACAUCUGUUCUCAGAGACUGCUGCCAGGAUGAUUUGAGAGAAAAAUACCUAUUAAUUAAAAGCUGAAUUUUGAAAAUUCAGAGUCUUUUGAGCAGCCAUCUCAUGGUAACAGCUUGCUAAUGGUGAGUGAAAUACCACCGAAGAGUUAAGAUAAAAAUCGUUCUCACAGGCUUGAGGUAACUUGUCACAGGAUAUAAUGAAGUAAAGAAAGGAACUUUCUCCAGAGAAGGGAAAGCUGAUGCUAAGGAGCUGUAUUCCAUUCCCUGACCUCUGACUGGAAAUCACAACCAAGUAGGCUACAGGCUUUCAAAUGGUAUGUGGACAUUUAAUGGUAAGAUGCAAUGGUUGUAAUAUCUGGGGUAGUAGUAAAGAAGGUCAAGCUUUCAAUAAAAAUAACAGCAAUCUUUUGUACUCAAAUGCAAAGGUGAUCAGCACCUUUUAAGUCAAAACAUUAGACAGAGAUGCUUAUUAACUGGAAAAAUAAUUAUCUGAAAGUGAUCAAAGCAAGUUGUACUAAACUAAAUAAAACUGCCUGUUAACAA